UGUGUGGUUUGAGCCUGGAGGAGAGUGUGCCUGGUGUGUGUGUGUGUGUGUGUGUGUGUGUGUGUGUGGUUUGAGCCCACACAGAGCCCUGUGCUGAGACACUGCAUUCCUGGCUGGGCUGGCUUCCUGCUCCAGAUACAUUCCUGCCCCAGAGUCACCACAGAGACUGCCUGGAAUCUGGCCCCACAUUCUCGAAAUUCAGGACAAGAUCUGGCAAAGGUUCCCUCCCUUUACUUCCCUAUCCUCUGACUCAGGAGGGGGAAAGCCCCCUGACAGCCAGCCCUCCCUCCGUACCCCCCAACCUCUGCCUCCUCCCCUGGGAAGCAUGGUGCACAAUAUACUGGGCUGUUGGACUUGUACUGUCCCCAGGCCCAGGCUUCUCUGUUUUGUACCUGGGAAAGAGCCAUGGGGGUGGUUUCCAGGAGGACAGGGCCACAGCGGGCAACCCAGAGAACUCAGAUAGCAGGGAAGGGCCUGGCCUGAAAAUCAAGGUGUCAAGAGUAAAUUUGGGCAGCCAUUGUUCCCAGGGGAGUUGUGGGGGGAGGGGUGGGAGUGGUGGUGAGGGCUUCGCUGCAGGCCUGUUUCCCCAUGUCAUAGAGUUAGAAUCAUGUAGUUUUUGAUUCCUGACCGAUCCUGCGGGGGCUGUUGGAGGAAGGGUAGGAGGAAGCAGAGGGUGAGCAGACUGUCUUCUCCCUCCCAGAUAAUUACCACUUGAGACUAGAGCCUCCAGCUCCAGCCUGCCCCUCUCCCUACUCCAGGAGGCUCAGGUGCAAGCUUGCACGUCCGCCAGCUCCCUUAUCUCCCUCCAGGGAAUUUGGGUCCUGCUGGGAUUUUUCCAGCCCCGGUGACCUUUCUCAGGAGAUUGAGGUUUCCUUAGAGGCCACCACCCCAUCUGGUCUCCAGGCUGUCUUAGCUUUCGCGGCUGCCUGCGGUGGUGGUUCCAGGGACUCAAAGUGGGUGAGGCUGAGGACUGGUGAGCCUUUACACUCCCAGACCUCGGGGCUGCCCUUCGGUCCCCCGGUUUCACUUUACCGGAUCCUGAACCACACCCUCGCCCCUGCCGGAUUCUGCUCUAGCCCAGGAUCCAAGGCGCCCUGCAGUUGUUGGAAAGGAUUUCUGUGCCGAGAAUCCCUUCCACCUUUGAUCGCGCCAGGUCUCAGAGUGGCUGAGUGACUUUCCCGAAGGCACACAGCUGGGCCCGCGCGGACGCGGACGUCCUGGCCGGCGAUCUUUCCACCGCCUGCACGUGCUGAUCCAUUUCCUUCCGCGCUCGCGUCCGGUUGCCGCCCCCCGCCUCUCCCAGCUUCAUUUCGGCCGCAGGAAGACAGACUCGGCUUGGGAACCGUAGGCAGGGUGAUCCCACGGCACGGGCGAGACUGCGUCCCCAGCCAGGGUCCCCGCUCUUCGGCUAGGCCGGCUGGGCAAGGGAGCCAGUGGCCCGCCUCCUACCCCUGCCCCCUGACCCCGGCCCCUGUCCCCGCCGACUAUGCUGGGGGGCCCAGGCCCCGCCCUCGCGGCCCUUCUAGUCGCGUUCGCACACCUGCGCACCCCUCCCCGCCCCGUCCCUCCCCAAUGCGGGUUGGGAGUGUCCCGGGGCCGCGCCCUGCCGGGUCCGGACGCGCAAGCCUAGCCGCCCGCCCGACAGCGGCUCCGCGACGGCGGCAGUAAUAGCUCGGUCCUACUGCAGCAGCCACGGCCCGGGCGCCGCAUUGGGGCCGGAUUGGGGCCAUGCUGGGCCGGCGGCGCGUCUUCGCCGUGGAGCCGCUGGGCGGCCAGGAUGGGGCUGGUGAGGACCUGGCACAUGGUUGUGUAGUGCCUGGAGUCAUCAGCACCUACAGGCAGAUCCCAGAUGUGGCUCCAGUUUGCUCAUCAGACUCCUGGAAGAGGCAAGACCAGCUGAGAGGUCCCCAGGGGCAGGUGCCGCUUCUCAAACUGGGCUCCCAGGACUCAGGAGUGGAGAUGGCGGUUGGGGACAGCUCCCCGGCCACCUCACCCAGCUUUUCUCAAGACUCUCUGAACUUUGAGCCCCUGGAGAGCGCUGAGUCCCUAGCCCUUGGUGCCCUGGAGCCUCCUGCCCACCUAAGCCGGCUUCUAGCCAGCCGUAAGCUGGAGCAGGUGCUGGAGCGCUCCCACCAGCUCUCAGUUCCCCCUACCAGCUUGUCACAACACUGCCACUCCCCAAAGUUGUUGCCUAAGUGUGAAAUGCCCCAUUCUGAAGCAAGGGGACCGGAGGCCACUGAGGCAGAGAGUGAUUUGGAGGAUGGCCUGGAACAAGCAGAAGUGGUGGAGGACUUGGGGCCUGAAGCCUGCUCCGGCCUUCUAGGGCAGGGUCUUCGCUAUCUGGAACACCUGUGCGCGGUGCUGGAGCAGGUGGCAAAUCUACAGCAGCUCUGUCUGCAGCUGCAGACUCAGAGGGGCCCUGCGGAUCCUGAAGAGGAGGAGGAGACAACCCUGGCGCCUUCACCUCUGCCUUCUUAUGCCCCAGGCAAUGAGGUGCGCGGACCGUGGGAAUGGCUCAGCCAGACAGAGGAGACAGGAGCAAAAACAGCUUCACCCCCAAAGGUAGGGGCGCCCAGUGCCAGCCCUCCCAGGCUGUCAGAGGCCCUGACAGAGCCAGCUCACACCUCAUCCUCCCAGGAACACAAGGGGGAUCGCUCCCACUGGAACAAAGUCAAGGUCCUGCUCAACCGGAUCAGGUGGGGCAGCCCUCGACCUGCUGAACUUGCCACCUCUGCCGAUGGUCCUGUCCCCAGGAUUGCAUCAAGGAACCUCCCUGAAAAGCCUCUGGGCCAUCCCCUCCAGAAGACCUUUAUGCCAUCAUUAGUGGUUAAGAAGAAACAAGACAAAAACCUCUCUGUACACUGAGACCUCCUGGUGCAGGGAUGUGACCCCGGUGGGGCGAGUGCAGUGAAGUCUCCUCGCCGUCUGCCCUGAUGCUGCUUCUGGGCACUGCCAGAAAAAGCUGUGGAUGCUCUGUCUUCUCUCUGAACUUCUCUCUGAACUCAGGCAAGGGCUGAGUCCUUCUCUUCUGAGCGGCCAAGGAGCCCUGGGUCCUUGAGAGGCCCCAAAGUGCAGCAGCUCUGGGGCUCCUCCUUGGUUGCCAAAAAUCCCUGGGCUUAGGCAAUGUGAACCUCACUGAUUCAUGGGGCAUCCAUGGGGCGUGUCAGGCACAGUGAUCUAUCGGCACCCAGUGUGUCGCUGGGGACUGUGGGACUGUCAGUGUGGUGAACUGACUGGAUCCAGCCGUCUCUCUGGAAUCAUGCCCUCAUGGUGAGGUAACCGCAGGAUGAUGGACAUGACUUUCACUCCUGAGUGGACAGUUACUGAUCUGGAGUCCUGUCUUCUUCCUCAUACUCAAGUGGGCAGCCCUAGAACAGAGAAGGGCACUCUUUUGGCUGCCUCUGCCUUUAAUCUUGCCUGAAGACUGCACCAGGGAUGGGAGGGUCAAGUACAACACAGGGAACAGCAGAGUAAUCUUCAAG
Molecule: messenger RNA, 3482 nt
Organism: Bubalus bubalis (water buffalo)
Lineage: Eukaryota; Metazoa; Chordata; Mammalia; Artiodactyla; Bovidae
Gene: C3H8orf58
Product: chromosome 3 C8orf58 homolog
Exons: 7
Coding region: 1729-2865 (378 amino acids)
Source: RefSeq, a predicted model, not a curated record